AUGCCAACAGAAAGCGACGAUUCAAGCGAGAGCGUUGCUCUGGCUGUACAAAGGAUUUUUCACGAUUUGCAGUUUUCUGAUUACUCAGUAGAUGCAAAAAAAUUAACGGAAACUUUCGGUUGGGGAACAUUGGAUUCUUACACACAAUAUGAUGUACGAGAAUUUUUAUACCGGCUGUUACAUGAUUUGGAAAGAAAAAUGAAAGGAACAUGUGUAGAAAAUACAGUUCCAAAAUUAUUUGAAAGCAAAAUGGAGUCGUUUAUCAAAUUUCCAAAUUCCGAUUGCAAAUCGACUAGAGCUGACACUUUCUAUGAUAUACAGUUAAAUAUUAACGGCAAGAAAAAUAGUAAAUAG
Ceratina calcarata is the source of this 354-nucleotide messenger RNA. RefSeq names its product ubiquitin carboxyl-terminal hydrolase 7-like. The coding region runs from base 1 to 354 and encodes 117 amino acids. The transcript is spliced from 3 exons. Gene Ontology annotation, biological process: protein deubiquitination. Lineage: Eukaryota; Metazoa; Arthropoda; Insecta; Hymenoptera; Apidae. The record is from RefSeq and is a predicted model, not a curated record. Gene Ontology annotation, molecular function: cysteine-type deubiquitinase activity.